UUUCUUUCCCAUUGCCCUAAUUGACCCUAUGUCGACUCAAAUCCCUCUCCCAUCCUCUUUGGUAUUCUUACCGAUUCGUCUCCAUUCCCCACUGACUCAUCGUUUCCCUGCCAGUGCCGCUCAAUCGUAUAUUGUCUCUUCAGAUCUCCUAGUAUAACUGCUCAACAAUAUCCACAUCUAUCAUAAACUCGAGAAAAUUAAUCUGAAGUAGUCUUCAUCGACUUCCAAUUCUGGUUUCAAGUAGUGUGUAUUUGACAAGGGGCUCAAAUUCAAAAUGACAACAAUCAUGAGUUCCAGAAAUUAUGUACCUAUUGUGGGUAUGUAUUUUUGUUUCAAUACUCUUCUUUUCUCUAUUCUUAUCUUCUUCGCAAGAUAUAGCAAUUGAGUUAGAGAUUUGUUCAUGUUCUAUGAUAUCUCAAGAGUUAACAUCCUAAAUAUAGUCCAUAGAGAGAAAUUAGCAUUCGAGUAUCUGAGUAUAUGAAUAAUAUCUAAUAGGACGAGUAGGAAUUUGGUUCCGUGUUUAAGGAUCUAAUUAUAAGUGCAGUUGUAGAUUUAAGUAUUCAUGUAGUGGACAGUGGAAGGAAAUGUAUUUGAGGAACGGUAUCAAAAUGUUUAUGUAUUUUAAUCAAUCGUUGUUAUAUAAAGUUAUAUAUUGGUGUUCCAAAGCUUCAUAAUAUAUCCCUCUUUGGUAAUUUCUUAUGGAUUUCAUCUUAGCUUGCCUCAACUAGUUUUCUAAAAAGAUGCCUUGUCAUGCCUAAUUCUGGUCUACUUGGUUUUCACACUUUAUGUUACUUCAAAAUGCAAUGCCCAUAUGAAGGUACAUAUUCCUUUCUCCUAGUGAAAUUAAAUUUAAUUUCUUUUAAUCAUGCAUUGUAACGAAUUGUUAUAUCCAAGCAUACAUAGUUAAGAGCAAGAAAUCCAAAAGAUGCAGGAUGGAUAAAUUCUUUCUUAGGAUUAUCUCAUGAAAAGGUGAAACAGAAUCCAUGAAACCUUUUGGUUGUCAUAGGUAUCAGGCUAUGUAAACAACCAAGAUAUCAAGAAGAUAAUCAUAAAGUUUGUAACUUGAUAUCGUGUUCAUUUUCUAAUAUUACCCCUCCAUGUUAAAAGGUGGAGGGUAUGGAAUUGACUAUACUGACCCUGAAGAGCUGGAGUUGUUGGUUGCAACACUGAUGGAUCUUGAUGCAAUGGAUGGUAAAUGGAGUGUGUCAUUAUUGACAAAGUGUUCAACUUCUCCUUAUGUCAAAAGAAGAAAAGCAUUGGCUAAUGCUUUGUUAGUUGCACCAUCGAUGUGUACCCUUGGUAAUGCAGGCAUGAGAGCCUUACAGCAUUUGAUUUCCAGAGCUCUUAGGUGGUACCAACAACUGUAUUUAUAAGGUUGGUUGCAUGCGAUAAAAAAAUGGGCCAAUGGCAUCGGAGACCAUAAAGGAAAAAGUAAGUAGAACUUGGUUCUUCUAAUUCCAUGGGAUUUAACGGGAAUCAGAAUCCAAUUCCAUUAUGAUCUUUCUUUCGGAUGCAAGAUAUGAAGCAAUGUGGAAAUGCAAAAUAUGAGACGAAAUUGAGAUUAUCGUACAUUAUACU
Lactuca virosa is the source of this 1578-nucleotide messenger RNA. The record is from the annotation of a GenBank genome assembly. NCBI's taxonomy places the organism in Eukaryota, Viridiplantae, Streptophyta, Magnoliopsida, Asterales, Asteraceae.